Messenger RNA from Mollisia scopiformis, 2042 nucleotides. RefSeq names its product MFS transporter. NCBI's taxonomy places the organism in Eukaryota, Fungi, Ascomycota, Leotiomycetes, Helotiales, Mollisiaceae. Gene Ontology annotation, molecular function: transmembrane transporter activity. The transcript is spliced from 4 exons. The coding region runs from base 110 to 1810 and encodes 566 amino acids. Gene Ontology annotation, cellular component: fungal-type vacuole membrane. Gene Ontology annotation, biological process: transmembrane transport. The record is from RefSeq and is a predicted model, not a curated record.
CCCAAAUCAAACACCUUCCGACUGAAACAUUUGCAGCGAAUUCAACAUCGCUAACGAAGACCCAUUCCGACCGUCGGAGCACAUUCAGAGUGCGGGUUUUCUCUGAAUUAUGUCUUUGGCGCAGCAUCUUACUUCAAUUGCAGGAGUAGAGCGCGUGGAGCCAUCAGUCGAUGCGGUGCCGACCAAAAGCGUUCAUCGUGUCUUGAGCUACGAUGCCUUUCCCCCUACCCAGGUCGAAGACCAAGCAGAUCAUCUUGCUGCCUACAAAGUCUCGACAGUACGACGAGCAAUCCAAGUCGUGAUCACAGUUCUUGCCUGCUGGCUUGCUUCAGGAAUCGUCUUUGGUUUCGCCGCUAUCAAGCCCGUUUUGAUCUCAGAAAAUGUUUAUCAAGAGCUGUGCACAGAUGACGAACUGCAACAAGAUGUGGAGGUCUGUCUCGAACAAGAUAUCAGAUUAAACUUCUUCUUCACCUUGGCCUCCAUCACCACCAAUGUCUCGGCAUUGCCUGUUGGUGCCAUCUUGGAUCGUUAUGGUCCUCGUGUCUGCGGCAUUUUUGGCAGCAUCUUUCUAGCCACUGGCAGUAUCAUCAUGUCCUAUGCAUUUGCUAUCCCAGAGUUCGAUGGCUACCUGAUCGGUAACUUCUUCCUCGCAUUGGGUGGCACUUUCAUUUUUGUCCCUUCGUUCCACAUGGCGAAUGCGUUUCCCAAGUAUGCUGGAACAAUCGUAGCCCUCAUCACAGGAUCAUUUGAUGCAUCAGCGGCUGUAUUUCUGUUCUAUCGCAUGACAUACGAAGCGACAGAGCACGCCUUUACGCCCGACAAAUUCUUCUUCUCCUACACCAUUAUCCCUAUACUAAUACUUCUUUCCCAAAUCACCGUCCUUCCGUCGAACAUUUACGACACUGUUCCCCAACUCGAGAAGAAAAUUGAGAGGGCCCAUGACGCCAGCAGAGAUGUACACUCGUCUGAUGAUGAGAUCACCAGCGAAGAUGAAGUCGACCGUGUCAGAAUCCAACGUUCAAUUCGUCGCAAGAACAAGAUUCGCAAACUUGAUAAUCUCCUUGGUGAUCAGGAAGUGCGACAGGAAAGAGCUGAUCGUGAAGAAGAACGCUUGACUAAGUCGGCUGUUUGGGGUAUCCUUCAUGGGCUCCCUGCACACGAACAGAUGGUCACUCCAUGGUUCAUCCUCAUGACUCUUCUUACAGUCCUGCAAAUGCUCCGCAUGAAUUAUUUCAUUGCUACGAUACGCUCCCAGUAUGAGUUUAUGCUUGAUUCCGAGUCUUUGGCCGCUAGUAUCAAUCGUUUCUUCGAUGUUGCGCUUCCUGUUGGUGGUGUUGUCUGCACACCUUUCAUUGGCUUCUUCCUUGACAAUUUGAGUGUGCCUAUGACUUUGGCUGUAAUCGUCAGUUUGACUACAGCCAUUGGCGUGCUCAACUCUCUGCCUAUACUUUGGGCCGCCUACAUGACAGUCUGUCUGUUUGUUGUACUGCGUCCUCUGUAUUAUUCUGCGAUGUCUGACUAUGCAGUGAAAGUGUUCGGGCUGAGAACCUUUGGUCGAGUAUAUGGAGCCAUCAUUUGUCUCUCCGGACUUGUCAAUUUCUCGCAGUACGGCAUUGAUGCUCUCACACUCGAGGUAUUCCAAGGUGACCCCACGCCUGUAAAUGUCGUUCUAGCAGGAGCUGGAUUCGCGGUUGGAACAGUCCUUGUUGUAUUUGUAUGGCAGAAAGGUAAACAGGUUGGAGAUAAACAUGGUGGGUUUGGCGAUCCCGAAAGGCAACCGUUGAUUCCCGAGGAAGAGGAUGAGAUGUAACGGGGCCAGUACAUCGUAUGGCGGCAUGUUUAGUCUCAUGUCUGGUAUCUUUGGCAGAACUACAAACAAGUGUAUGGACAUUUCUACAGUCUCAUCUUCAAAGCUGGGGAUCUAACUCUUGCCAUCUCUCUAGGCGGUCACAAUACUGUACGUCGCAACUACAAGCUGGCUCAUGAACAUCAGAAUGAAAGCAAGGAAUGUAUAAAACUAUGUAAUAAUAAUUCUCAUUCAC